Exophiala mesophila is the source of this 1375-nucleotide messenger RNA. RefSeq lists its product as uncharacterized. Lineage: Eukaryota; Fungi; Ascomycota; Eurotiomycetes; Chaetothyriales; Herpotrichiellaceae. The record is from RefSeq and is a predicted model, not a curated record. Bases 296 to 1318 code for a protein of 340 amino acids. The transcript has a single exon. Gene Ontology annotation, cellular component: nucleus.
CAUCAUCUCGCUUUGUUUAUUUGUUCACUAUCGCCUCUACAAACAGAUCCUGUUCCACCAUCACCCCACCACCCUCCACAUCUCUUGACGUGAUCUGUUUCAUGCCGUUUCUGGCAGGCCUUUUGUGACAACUAUCUCCACCGGGAGUGAACAUCCAGACACCUUCGUUCCCUUUGUGAACUCUUCUAGGUAGAGUCCAUCUUCAACUACACAUCAUCCUACCACUCGAACUCGGCAAUCCCUGCAAGACAUCCAGACGCACACUCAAAUCGCCCACCAAACCUGCUGACGCAAUAUGGAACCUGUGGUCAAUGUCCUGUUGGAUUCAUUUCCGGGCCUGUCGCUUCCUCCUACACUUUGUCUGCCCUUGCCUGCAUCGACUUCCCUUGCAGACCUCUUUUCCUCUAUUCGACAUGUCCUGCCGAAGCCUUUCCCCACCGAGACUCGUCUCGUUUUGACUUCGACGUCCAACAUUCCCAUUUACGAUACCCCUUCAGUGACACUAGGCGAUCUCACAUCGCCAUCUACAUCAUGUCAGGAUGCUGGGAGCUCCUCAUUCCUCUCUUUACGCCUCUCGGCGCCUCUUGUCGGUGGCAAGGGAGGAUUUGGCUCUCAACUGCGAGCUGCAGGAGGACGUAUGUCUGCUCGCAAAAAGCGUCAGAAUGCUGAAGCCGCAAAUGGUAGCGCCCGGAACCUGGACGGACGACGGAUGCGGACCAUCACUGAGGCGAAGAAUCUAGCCACCUACCUGGCCACAAAGCCUGAGAUGGACAAGAAAGAGAAAGAAGAAAGGCGCAAGCGAUGGGAACAAGUCAUCGACCUAGCUGAACAGAGAGAAGCAGACAUGAGGGCAGGUAAAGGUCCUGACGGCCGACGGAAGGGACUUAGUGACCAGUGGGUCGAUGAGAAGGAAGAGGUGGGUGAGAAUGUGAGGAAUGCGGUCAAGCAAGCCAUGUUGGCGAUUGAGACCGAGGGUAAAGGCAAAGGCAAAUCGUCCUCGCGGCAAGAAGAUGAAAGUAGUGGAAGCGGAGGGUCGGCCGGUGCGAGUGAGGAGGAUAGCGAAGAGGACGAUGUCAUGGAACUUGAUGGUUCGGAAAUGGCCAGGCUAAGGGAGGAAGCAGAAAGAGGCGAUGUAGAUGCUAUCUGGGUUCUGAAAGAACGUCUCAAGAUUCCGUCGCAUCUGUUGCCUGAGGCUCGGACUCAGCCAACAAGACGAUUUGCUGGGUUUGAUGAUGAUGACGAUGACGAUGAUGACGAGUCUGAUGAGGAUCAAGAUGAUAAGAAUAACAAGGGCAAGCAGAAGGCGAUCCCAGCUUAGGAUAGCUUUCCGCACAAUAAAAUAAAAUGAUACUGGGAGAUGACUCCUAAGACGAUA